CAAUCAAAAGUUUAUCACAGUUGCAUUGCCGUCGAGUCGCACAAGACAGCAAAUAUGAAGGUUUUCGUUGCUUUUCUCGCUUGUGUCCUAUACGUGAGGGCUGGACCAGUGAACCAAGAUGAUUCUGUUGUGAAAUUAGUUGCAAACCAAUUCAUUCAUUGCGUGAACAGUGAUCUAAGUUUGUGCUUGAAGGAAAAUGCCUUGAAAGCGACAGAACGUCUCGGAACAGUUCGCAAGCUGUCCAUCAUAGAUGGCGUUACUAUCAUCAACAAUAGCCCCAAGGAAGCCAGGAGUCUUGACUCCUUGCCCACUGACCCCGAGGCCAGGAACAAGCAGGUGACAGAAAGACUAUGGGAGAAAGCCACAGACCUUCUGCAGCAAGGUGAACUGGAGCUCAGCUAUGCCGGUGGAGAAGAAGAAGAGUCGCGGGCUCUCGAUGAAUCGGAAGAAGCCCGUGGCAAGAAGAAGCAAGGCAAAAAGAAGUUGAAGUUGCUCAUUCCCCUUCUUCUCCUGGCUAAAGCCAAGGCCGUUGCUAUAAUAGUCCUUUCUCUCGUGGUCAUCGCUGCUUCGUUGUUCAAGCUCGCCGUGAUGGCCAAGAUCGCAUUCAUCGUCAAAGCUAUCACAGUCCUAAAGGCUCUCUUACAUAAGAAGCACCAUGAAGAAGACCACGGCUGGGCUCCAGUGGAAGAACAUUCCCACGGAGGUCACGGCGGAUGGGAAGGCGGCUGGUCCAGGUCUAAAAACGACGGAUCUUCACUCGCCUAUUCUCACUACAGAAAGUAAAACUUGAAAAACGUUUGCCAUGAUGACCUGGAGGUAAAGUGACAGAUUUUUGUCGAGACUUGAUCAUAAAAAUAUUAUUUGCCGUUUUUUUAGUGUUUUAACUACGUUCCAUCUAUCAGCUACAUAUAUCAACUAUUUACAAUUUGUAGUGACAUAGUUGGAAUUAGGAUCAUUUGUCUGGGUCAGAUUAUAUUUUAAUUUAUCUUAUUUAUUUGUGUGUAUGUUGUAUGAGUGAAGUUUUAUUUCUUUUUCUUUUCGGCCAUUUUACUUCUAUAGAAGAUUAUAUUGGUUAAUUUGACCGAAAAGGAACCUUUCAAUGUAUAUGUGUGAUAGUUUAUUUAUUUUUACUUAUAGUAUUAUAGUUAUGUAUGUACAUAAUUAUUUUGAGUUAUACCAAAAAUAAUUUAUUUUAAGUUAUUUUUAUAGAUUAAGUUUUUUUUUUCAGCAAAUAAUGCCAGUACAAAGAUGCUCAAUUUUAUUUAUGCGUUUUUUAGUUAAAUGUAUUUAAUUUAUAGACAAAUCAAAAUGUGUUUAUUAAAAUGUAUAUUUUUUAUAUUAUAUGGAGUCAAAGAAGUGUAUAUUAAUAAUCGAACGAGUACAUAUAGUCAUUUUGCUUAUUUAAGUAUUAGAUAUGUAACUCUAUUAUAUAUUUAUUUUAUGUAUUAUAAAAUAUUAUAUUUAUAUCUGAUCUCCUUUCUUAAGCAAUGUAUUUAUUUAAAGAUAUAGAUAAGUAUAUAUUUUUUUAUUAUGCAAUUUAUAUAUGUGUAUCGUGUAUCACGAAAAUUGAGUAUAUAUGUGACUGUGUGAUUGUGUGUGAGCGAGUUAUUAUUUAUCCUCCGAUUAAGUUAUUAAAUACUUACAAAGUUAUUACAAUAAACAGCAUUUAAAAAUA
Molecule: messenger RNA, 1675 nt
Organism: Plodia interpunctella (Indianmeal moth)
Lineage: Eukaryota; Metazoa; Arthropoda; Insecta; Lepidoptera; Pyralidae
Exons: 4
Coding region: 55-783 (242 amino acids)
Cellular component (GO): membrane
Source: RefSeq, a predicted model, not a curated record